Messenger RNA from Antechinus flavipes (yellow-footed antechinus), 1816 nucleotides. It is a transcript of the gene BCKDHA, whose product is annotated as branched chain keto acid dehydrogenase E1 subunit alpha. NCBI's taxonomy places the organism in Eukaryota, Metazoa, Chordata, Mammalia, Dasyuromorphia, Dasyuridae. Gene Ontology annotation, biological process: branched-chain amino acid catabolic process. The record is from RefSeq and is a predicted model, not a curated record. Gene Ontology annotation, molecular function: oxidoreductase activity, acting on the aldehyde or oxo group of donors, disulfide as acceptor.
UGGGGCCGUGGGCGUGGACAGCUUUUCAGGCGGCCGCCUUGCCGGCCCGGAGACAGCCUCGGUGGCAGCCGUGAAGCGGGACGGUUAACGGCUCCUGUCAAGAUGGCGGCGGCGGCGGCACGAGCUUGGGCCCUGCGAGGGGGGCUGGCCUUAGCCCGGCGCGGACCUCGCGGAUUGGCGGGAUCCGUGGCCCGGCGGCAGCAGGAAGAGUUCUCGUCCCUGGAUGAGAAGCCCCAGUUUCCCGGCGCUUCCGCCGAGUUUGUGGAUAAGCUGGACUUCAUUAAACCCAAUGUCAUUUCUGGCAUCCCCAUCUACCGUGUGAUGGACCGCCAGGGGCAGAUCAUCAAUGCCAGCGAGGACCCCCAGCUGCCUCAGGACGUGGUCCUAAAGCUGUACAAAAGCAUGACCCUUCUCAACACCAUGGACCGAAUCCUCUACGAGUCCCAGAGGCAGGGCCGGAUCUCCUUCUACAUGACCAACUAUGGGGAGGAAGGCACCCACGUGGGCAGCGCAGCCGCCCUGGAUGACGCAGACUUGGUGUUUGGGCAGUACCGGGAGGCAGGAGUGCUGAUGUAUCGGGGCUACCCGCUGCAGCUGUUCAUGUCCCAGUGCUACGGCAACUCAAGCGACCCCAGCAAGGGGCGCCAGAUGCCCGUCCACUACGGCUGCAGGGAGAGGAACUUUGUCACCAUCUCCUCCCCCCUGGCCACGCAGAUCCCUCAGGCCGUCGGAGCAGCCUACGCGGCCAAGCGGGCCAACUCCAACCAGGCCGUGAUCUGCUACUUUGGGGAAGGGGCAGCCAGCGAGGGCGACGCCCAUGCCGGCUUCAACUUUGCCGCCACCUUGGAGUGCCCCAUCAUCUUCUUCUGCCGGAACAACGGCUACGCCAUCUCCACCCCCAUCGAGCAGUAUCGGGGGGAUGGCAUCGCGGCCCGAGGCCCCGGCUACGGCAUCAUGUCCAUCCGCGUGGACGGCAACGACGUGUUUGCGGUGUACAACGCCACCAGAGAGGCCCGGCGGCGGGCGGUGGCCGAGAACCAGCCCUUCCUCAUCGAGGCCAUGACCUACAGGAUCGGGCACCACAGCACCAGUGAUGACAGCUCGGCGUACCGCUCGGUGGAUGAGGUGAACUACUGGGACAAGCAAGACCACCCCAUCUCGCGGCUGCGCCAGUACAUGCUGAGCCGGGGCUGGUGGGACGAGGAGCAGGAGAAGGCCUGGAGGAAGCAGUCCCGAAAGAAGGUGAUGGAAGCCUUCGAGGAGGCUGAACGCAAGCCGAAGCCCUCGCCCUCCCUCAUCUUCACGGACGUGUACCACGAGAUGCCGGCCCGGCUCCAGAAACAGCGGGAAGCCUUGAGCCGCCACCUGCAGACCUAUGGCGAGCACUACCCACUGGACCACUUCGAGCAGUGAGGGGAGCGAGCAGGGGGGACCAGGGCUGGGGGCCAGACCAGCGAGGAGGGUCGGCCCCGCUCGGCCUCUCCUCCCCCUUCUGCAGAGAGAGCCGACCGACGGGGGAGCGGGGCCGGGGACGGGGGGCAGAAGCCAUCCCCUGUCCCUCUGAACCCUUAGCACAACUCCCCUUCCCCAGGUCACUGCCCCGAGGGGAGGGGGACAGGCCAGUGAUCGCCACCAGCACCCCGUCUGGGACUGUGCCUUUUGGGAAAGCUCAGGCUGCUGAAGCCCUCGGGGCUCCUCGGGGGGCUGCGACUCGCCUCCAGACCAGAACCCGGAUGCGGCCUCACCGUGGGCUGAGAGGGAUGGGACCUGGUGCUCUCGGGUGGCUGGGACUCAAAUAAAGACUUCUUUGCCUUUG